AUGUCAGCAUCGCCUAACAUCGAGCACAUGGGCUCCCGCACCACGAUUCUCUCGGUCGACGACAUGAAGAUCACGUCGGUCUUGUCCGGCCAGCACGAACGGAUCAUCGUCGACCACGACGUCGACCACGACGAGGCCGUCAUCUUGGCGCUCGGCUACAAGCAGGAGUUCAAAAGAGAGUUCUCGCUCUUCACCACCUUCGGGGUGUCCUUCUCGGUGUUGGGGCUUCUCCCCUCCAUCGCGUCGACCUUGUGGUACUCGCUUGCGUACGCAGGGAACGCAGGCAUCACCUGGGGGUACCUGAUCGGCAUGGUCGGAGUCAUGGGUGUCGCCUGCUCCAUGGCAGAGAUCUCGUCCGCCUUCCCCACGUCCGGCGGACUCUACUACGCCACCGCGAUGAUGGCGCCCCCACGCUACCGGGCCAUCCUGUCGUGGAUCGUCGGCUGGUCCAACUACUUUGUCCAGGUGACGGGCGCCCCCUCCGUGGCCUACGGAGGCGCCGCCAUGAUUCUCGCCCUCAAGCAGGUAGUCGACGACACCUACGUCUACCACACAUGGCACUGCUACUUGCUGACGGUCGGCUUGACGUUUUUCGCCGCGAUCAUCGCCUCGGCCCCUACCAAGUGGAUCGCCUGGAUCAACUCCUGCUCCACCAUCCUCAACUUGAUCUUCCUCUUCGUCUCCUGGAUCGUCAUCUUGGGCGGCAACAGCAGACAAGACCAGGGCCUACCAAAGUUCAACUCCAACAAGAUCGCAUGGGGGCUUGACAACUUGACCGACUGGCCCGACGGAAUCUGCAUCCUCAUGUCCUUCAUGGCCGUCAUUUGGACCAUGUCCGGGUUCGACUCCCCCUUCCACUUGGCCGAGGAGUGCUCUAACGCACAGGUCGCCACCCCUAGGGCCAUUGUCCUCACCGCCAGUGUCGGUGGUAUCUUGGGCUUCGUCUUCCAGCUCGCCAUGGCCUACACCAUCGUCGACGUCGACGCCGCUGUCACCGACUCCUUGAGCCAGCCUUACAUCUCCUUCUUGAUCCAAGUUCUUGACAGACCUUCGGCUCUUUGCCUUGCCUCCUUUGCCAUCAUCCUUGCCUUCACCAUGACCUUCUCCUGCAUGAUUGCCGCGUCAAGAGUCUUGUUCUCCUACUCCCGUGACAACUGUUUCCCACUGUCCCGCUACUGGGCCACCGUCAACAAGACCACCCUCACCCCUGUCAAUGCCGUCUGGAUGAACUGGUUCAUCGGCUGCUUGCUCUGCUUGUUGAUGUUUGGUGGCGUCGCCAUUGACGCCAUCUUUUCCGUCGGUGCUAUCGGAUCCUUCAUCUCUUUCACAAUCCCAACCCUCUUAAGAAUCACCUACGCACGUAGUUUCUUCAAACCAGGACCUUGGAACUUGGGCAAAUUCACUUAUCUUUCCGGUUCCUUGGCCGUCUCCUUCACAACACUCAUGAUUCCAGUCCUUUGCUUCCCUCAAUACAGAGGCGCAAACAACUCUCCAUCUUCCAUGAACUGGACCGUCUUGGUCUACUGGGGCUCCUUGUUCCUCGCUAUUGCAUGGUACUACAUCUACGCACACAAGAUAUACAGCGGUCCAAGGAGUAACUUGGACAAAGGAUCCGUCAUCAAAGAUGGCGAAGAAGACGACGUCAUCCAGACAAUCGUCAGCAAGGGCGGCAAAAUCAAAUACGGAGCCAGCGAAGUCACUGACGAGGACCAAGUCCCUAUUGAAAAGGCCUAA
Molecule: messenger RNA, 1734 nt
Organism: Pichia membranifaciens NRRL Y-2026
Lineage: Eukaryota; Fungi; Ascomycota; Pichiomycetes; Pichiales; Pichiaceae
Exons: 1
Coding region: 1-1734 (577 amino acids)
Biological process (GO): transmembrane transport
Cellular component (GO): membrane
Molecular function (GO): transmembrane transporter activity
Source: RefSeq, a predicted model, not a curated record